Molecule: messenger RNA, 1293 nt
Organism: Naegleria fowleri
Lineage: Eukaryota; Heterolobosea; Eutetramitea; Acrasida; Naegleriidae
Exons: 1
Coding region: 1-1293 (430 amino acids)
Molecular function (GO): tRNA binding
Source: RefSeq, a predicted model, not a curated record
AUGUCAUCCUUGAAGGAUCAUGUAACUCCAUCCGAUAUUGUAGUUCCAUCCACUUGUCAUUCCAAUUUUCAUAUUGCUACUCUCUACACUCAACACAUUCUGAGUGGCAUCACCAAUAAUAAUGCGACUACUACCAUGAAUGCUACCACUACUACAACUACAACAACAACUACUACAACAACAACUACUACAACAACUACUACUCCUAUUCACACCAUCAAUGUGGAUGAAAAUUCUCAAAACACAACUCUUCAAACACUCUUUUCUUCUCUUCAUGUGAAAUUGAAUCAAGAACAAUUGGAAUGGAUCAAAGUCAUUGAAGCAUUGAGUCAAGCAUUUCAAGAAAAAGCCAACAACAACAAUCAAGUCCAUCCUACGAUUGAAACCUUACUUUUCAAAUUGAAUGAUCAUUUAACUUUUCAUUCCUAUCUUGUGAAUGAUACUUUGAGUGUGGUGGAUGUUGUGUUUUAUGUUUAUUUGUAUUCAUCAAAUGGAAUUGGACAAUUAACCAAGAAACAACAAGAAUCCAUGAUUCAUGUGAUUCGUUAUAUGAAUCAUUUGAAGAACAAAUUCAAGUAUUUUGAUAGUGUCAAGUUGUAUUUACAACCUGUCAAGUUCACUUUACGAAAUUUAUUAACCAGUAACUCAAAUCAGAGUGGUCAGAGUGAGAAACAACAAGCAUCCUCUCCCAAUAAGAACAAGAAGGAUCAAUCAUCCUCUCAAUCAUCCUCUCAACCAAAGGCUACCGAAGAUCAUGCAUCCUCCUCUUCUCCAUUGACCAAUCCCAAUGCCAUUGCUCUCACUGUGGGUUAUGUCUUGUCUUGUGAAGAUCAUCCUGAAGCAUCUAAACUCUAUGUUGAAAAGAUUGCCAUCACUCCUGAUCAUCAUUCUAAAAUUCUCACCAUUUGCAGUGGAUUGAAAGGUAAAGUGGAGAAGGAUCAAAUUGCUAAUCACUAUGUUCUCUUAAUGACUAAUUUGAAACCUUCCAAAAUGGUUGGAAUUGAGAGUGAAGGAAUGCUCUUGGCUGCUACUUCAAGUGAUGAAACUGUUCAAGUAUUAACUUUUAAUCAAUUGGAAGGAUUACAAGCAGGUGAUCGAGUCAUUGUGGAUGGAUUUGAUGUCUGUGAAGUGGAUAAACAAAUUAAGAGUGAUAAAUUAACCAAAAAGAUUAUUCCAUUCAUGAACACCAAUGAACAAGGAGUGGUGGUAUGGAAUAAGACACAUGAAUGGAGAGUAUUAGGAAAACCACACAUUCAACCAGUAUCAAGUUUCAAGAAUGCACCUGUCAAGUAA